AUUCUAUCUGUAGUAGCAAGCAUAAUAAACCGAGAGCAAGUGAACACUAAACUCGUAUGAACUGUCUUCCUUGAUAAUCCGCGGACAUUUGCAGAUAUGACUGCAAUUUUAACUUCUGAACUUCAUGAAUUCAGUCAAGAUUCUACAUGCGCUUCACAGGCAGCAACCGCGUCCAGCCGCUCAUCGACCGGUUCUCCGGGCCCGACCGGAGAAAGGUUUACUCCAUGGCGGAAGUUCCAUUCGUUGUGCAGGUUCAUCAUGAUAUAUAAAGUCUUGGCGAUAGUAGCUAGUAGUACCAUGUUAUGCCCUAAUUGGACACCAUCGAAAUACACUUAUCUCUGGGUCUACCCGUGUUCAGCGGGAGUGUCUGCCCUUAGCUUUCCCUUGGAAUCAAAUCUCUUUCGGCAUCGGUGAUAUACUUCUUCACAGAACGACAGGAGCCUCAUGUGUACAACAGACAUGCUGAAUAAUCUCGCACGCGGCCCCAGUGUGCCCACCGCUAAAAAUAUAAACGGACAUUCUUGCUCUUGACACGACAAUUCCGCAAAUGAGG
Molecule: messenger RNA, 553 nt
Organism: Suillus bovinus
Lineage: Eukaryota; Fungi; Basidiomycota; Agaricomycetes; Boletales; Suillaceae
Exons: 3
Coding region: 97-414 (105 amino acids)
Source: RefSeq, a predicted model, not a curated record